GCUCUUAGAAGAUGACGGAUAACAACGACAAGGAGGGUGAAAGUUCUCCAUUCGACCGAUCCUCGCCCAGGCAAUGGCCUUUGUCGGCUCGGCAGCUUCCGGCCCACACGGACUCCUUCGUUCAGGAGCACAUGAUGCUCAAUCGUUCCGACGAGCAAAUGCGCCUCAUCCGCACUCAGAACCGAAAGUCCCUCAAGAAUUGGAAAGUGGAAUCGUCCAAUUUGACUCUAACAUCUCCCAAUCGAUCGUACUCCCUGACCCCCCGGUCGGGUAGUGCGACGUCGCUGAUUUUCAAGAAUCAGGGCAGUGAAAUCGGCAGCCCAAGGAGGCAGUCCUCGCCCAGAGUCUCGCAUCAGUACUCGAACCAAUCGCCCAAGCGUAAAGGGAGUAUGUUCGGGCAAAAUGUCCUGUCCUCGACUAGCAUAUCUGGAGACCAUGGUACUCCCAUGCAAGGCGGGUGCGGCUCACCGGUGGAUAGGAACUCAGCAUCCAACGGUGCCAGCCAAACUUCCUUCUCCGAAAGAAACUUCCAAUUGCAUGCCCACAGCCAGAGUGUGCAGGACACGUCGAGUUCUAACUUGAUGGCGAAGGUAUCGGAGAGAGGCUCAGGGGGAUUAUGUUACAACAACACUCUACCCAGUGGACCCCAUAACCCUGAGAUCGGGCCUUUGAGUAACUCGUCGAGCCUGAGUGGGUUGUUUGGCGCAAGCGGCGUUACGAUGAAAAGCAAGUUCAAGAAAAAGUCCAUCAAGAUCUUCACGGCUAUGACGAAGAGUACACCAAAAGCCAAGCCUCCUGGCGACAAGGCGUUCACAUUUGAUGCCCCCGCCAAUGCCAACCGUCGCACCUCGGUCGACCAAUUGCACAAACCAAGCGAAACCAAUAACUCCAUCGCACUUCCUUUAAGCAACGCCAGGCGCAGCAGUGAGAUAGACAUCAAACCGUCGUCCCACAUGACACUCAGCGAGGUCCUACCAUCGGCAUCCGUCACCAAACUGCAAGAAGUCAUGGACACCAUCGCACCCUUCAACCAGGUGCCCAAGUCCCGAACCCUGACCACCACACACACGCAGACAUCCUCUACCACCCGUUACUCACUGUCGUCCGACCCAUCGCGCAGUCUGUCUCGUGCGCACUCCGUCUCGGGCCAGGAACCCCCGCCGCAGUCUGUCAAGCUGGACCGACUGAACUCGACGACGAUUGUCGAAUCGGAGUUCAGCACCACGGGCAAUGAAAUAACCGAUGCGAACGCCUCAACUGUGAGCCUGUGUUCGACCUCUAAUCGGAUCCAGAGCCCCACAAUGGUCAGUGGGAAAGCACGUGCGACCGCAGCCAAGAAGGGGUUGAAUAUACCGGCCGAUGGUGUCGAUGCGAAGUCCACACCAGAACUCUCGAGCGCGUCGGCUAACAGCCCCGGUACCGAAAGUAAGAAUGGGAAACAGAAAGCCGGCUCACGCAAAUCCUCAUCGAAAAAACAAGUGGUUGUACGCCCACGCAAUAGACAGGCGCUCAGUGCCAAAUCGAGCCAAGGAGCACUGCAGAGACAAACCAGCGAUAGCAGUACCAAAAGCUUAAACGCCAAUGCCAAUGCCAAUACCAACACCAAUGACACCAAUGCCAAUGCCAAUGCCAAUGCCAAUGUCAAGCAGCAACGGGUGGUGGUGGCUGUGGGCGGAGGUGUGCGUGCCGUCACACCCAACCCAGGCGAGAAGGGGACGUCCACGGCAGCUGGGGGGAUGGUCAGCACAUCGGAGGAUGCGUUAGAUACCAAAAUGAACCAGACCGCUUCACCAACACUGGGCAUACCGGCGCGGGGAAGGACGGGCAGCAUGAGUGCACGCUCGAACCCCCCGGACGCAGAUUACAUCGUAGCGGAGUUGGACAAGGGAGCACGUUACUUCGAAGUCGAGCAGAAGCCCCGCCGGGUAAACCCUUCGAUAAAACAGGAACCCACGGUGAUCACGGUGUUGCCUAGCAACGGCCCACCCGUGAGUCUGACCCAGGCCACCUUGGGCAUUGCCGAUGCGAGUACAGGCGGCGGGGACAAGGUUUUGGCCACUCGCGCCCUGUCGGCCACUUCUCUGCGCGAUGUGAGUGAGGCUGACGAGCACGAUGGUGAUGCUCCCAGCACACUUGGAGGGGCUGGGGUGCCCCAAUUUGACCGGACACGGAGUGUGCAGGAACGUACGAUUCCGCACCAGCAGAGUCGAGACAGUCCCACAGUGUCCUUCCGACAGCGCAAGCCCGACAUUGCUAACGUAUCCAGCAAUGCCACGUCGAAAGCAUUUACCAGCGAACCUAAAAGAACUACCAGCGAAACGAAAAGAACUACCAGCGAACCCUCGUCCGCUAAGGCGGCUGGGCAGGGAACCGGAGUGUCUACCAAGGAAGCAGGCAGGCUGUCCACCCCCCAGAGUGCUAGGGCACAGACGCUCACGUCUCCGAGAAAAAGGGUAACCGACGAGACGACCUUCAGCGGUGUGCGCAGAGGAUCGAAGAUCACCCCACGCACCAACACGCUGACGGCGUCGCAGCGGAGCGAGAUCAUUCCAUGGGAUAACCUCAUGCCACCCACGCCCAGCGCCAGCACAACCAGUACUACUGAUGCGAGUGGGGGCAGAGACGCCAACAGCCAGUCCACCUCGAAUCUCUCGGCCAAUACGCUCUCGGUGAAUGGGGCGGGCGGUUUGACGAGACAGACCAGCAGAUCCAGUACCGGCAACUUUGGGCACCCGUCUGCCCAGGCAGCGGGGUUGACUAAGCAGAAGAGCUCCACGAGUGUCUUGGCCAAAGGCACGCGCAUGGCCCGGCAGAUCACCCCGGGGACAAGCUUUUUCAACACCACCAACGGGACUAGCAGUAGCCACACGAGCACGUCAGCGUUGCAGCAGCAGUGGCAUAACAGUCCCUUUAACCUCAACUGGCCCUGGUUCCACCCGAGCAUGGAGCACUACAUGGCGUAUCUCAAACGCCGCGACGAGGCGCUGCGGGCGGAUAGUGCGGCGAAUGGCGCAGCCACCGAACCCAACGACUCGAGUGCAGACAACGAGAGCAUGCACGACAUAUCGUCGCCCCAGCGACAGCGCACGCCGGCGGCCUUCAAGCGCGCAGUCGGGCUCAGCAAGUCAAUGGUGUCGUCUUCUUCGCGCGAGUUGUCGCCUUUGCCUUCGCGCAAGCCAACCCCCACCUCUCCAUCGCAGGGCGUGUCAAAGACACUGGCGCAGGCCAGCUCACUGCUGGGCGGUGUCAGCUCAGCAAACGCCCUCACGAACGUCAAGGUGGGGAUGAGACACAGCUUCCAGUUGUCCGAUAGGGCAAACGCGUCGCUCAACGUUGUGCCAAAUGCCGAUUCAGGCUCGUCGCGGGUGAGUCUGAACUCGAUCAUUGAUCCCGGGCCUGGGCCGGCGGCUGGCAACGGCAGCGGCAGUGGGUCAGUCAGUGGUACGGCCGAGCGUACAGGACCGGCAGUGUCGCUGGUGAAGGCGUCGAUGGAUGAGGUCACCCCGUGGGAGAACCAGGAACCACUCAGUAAGACUGGCAGCUCCGGCCAUCUGCUCGGGGUAUCG
Molecule: messenger RNA, 3566 nt
Organism: Sphaeroforma arctica JP610
Lineage: Eukaryota; Ichthyosporea; Ichthyophonida
Exons: 5
Source: RefSeq, a predicted model, not a curated record